Molecule: messenger RNA, 741 nt
Organism: Thyridium curvatum
Lineage: Eukaryota; Fungi; Ascomycota; Sordariomycetes; Thyridiales; Thyridiaceae
Exons: 4
Coding region: 1-741 (246 amino acids)
Biological process (GO): regulation of DNA-templated transcription
Molecular function (GO): DNA-binding transcription factor activity
Source: RefSeq, a predicted model, not a curated record
AUGCCUUCGUCACCUUCAAACGAGCCCACCAAGACCACCAAGCGGAAAGGCACCCGCAGCGUCUCGACCCUCACGCCCACGCAGCUGGCCAGGAAACGCGCCAAUGACCGCGAGGCGCAACGCGCCAUCAGGGCGCGCACCAAGGAGCACAUCGAGAAGCUCGAGCGCGAGCUGGAGGAGCUCAAGUCGGGCGGCGCGCAGAGCCGCGACGACGUCGUCAACAACCUGCUCAAGAAGAACCGCGCGCUGGAGAAGGAGAUCCAGUUCCUGAGCGACAAGCUGCGCGAGGUCGGCGCUGGCAUGCCCCCCACCACGUCCCAGCACUACCCUCCUCCCGAGAACAUGGCCGGCGCACCCAGCUCCGGCGUCUCGAGCCGGGCCUCGUCGUUCGGCCAGAACUCUGGCGACUUCAGCAACGGCGUCUCGUACAUCCCCACCUCGGAGCCCCGCGAGCCGUGGUCCGCCGUCCUGCCCGUGUCCGUGCCGUCGACCGUGUCGAGCCCUUCGUCGACGGGCAACGACGAGUACCGCUACAUCCCGACGACGGUCGGCCCGCUCCUGGACACGUCGUGCAUGCCCACGUCGAUGCCCUUUGUCAAGGGCCACGACAGCGAGUUUGACGACAUCGACAGUGACUCUGGGUACGCCCCUGGCCUCCCUUCGACCAUGCCUGGGCACUACGUCGCGCAGCAGUCGUGGCCCAUGUACCCGGUCUACUACCCGCAGUCGCCUGCGCUCUGA